ACGCCAUUCUAUCUUCCCAUUUUUCCUUGAAAGCUGAAAACUUGAAAGGAAAGAGAGAAAAAUGGCAAGUGUAGCAGGAGUGAGCAGCCUCUCGACCCCUGGAGUCUUUGCCAGGGCGGCAGAGACACCCAAGGUGAUAAAGCCAGCUGGGGUGAGCUUCGGGUACUCGUUCGGGCAAGUGGGUUCGGGUCGGAUGAGGAUGAUCCGACCGGUGGCAGCUGCUCCGGAUAAACUAUCGGAUAAGGUGCGGGAGAGCAUCAAGGAGGCUGAGCAGGCGUGCUCGGAGGACCCGGCCAGCGGGGAGUGCGUGGCGGCGUGGGAUGAGGUUGAGGAGCUGAGCGCGGCGGCGAGCCACAAGCGUGACAACGAGAAGAACAAGGACCCCUUGGAGACUUACUGCAACGACAACCCUGAAACCGACGAGUGCCGUACUUACGACAACUGAGGAGCUUCUCCAACGUUGUGUGUCAUGUUUUAGAUUUCGUAGUACCUACUUUGUUUCGUUUUUAUGUUGAAGAAAACUAAAUCGAAGCUGUUGCAUGCGUGAUCA
This is a messenger RNA of Fragaria vesca subsp. vesca, 550 nucleotides long. RefSeq names its product calvin cycle protein CP12-2, chloroplastic-like. The record is from RefSeq and is a predicted model, not a curated record. Gene Ontology annotation, biological process: negative regulation of reductive pentose-phosphate cycle. NCBI's taxonomy places the organism in Eukaryota, Viridiplantae, Streptophyta, Magnoliopsida, Rosales, Rosaceae. The transcript has a single exon. Gene Ontology annotation, cellular component: chloroplast. The coding region runs from base 62 to 445 and encodes 127 amino acids.